GUGUGACGUUGUGUGUUAGGGGAGUAUCCUGAGCUUCAAACUCUGUGUCAUUCACUUAGACUCUCACAACCACAGGAGAGAUAUUGUUCACUGGUGCUCACACACUCACUCACACACAUACACAGAGACAAGAGAUCAGGUAACAAAAAAAAGGAGCUGUGAAGUCGGAAAACAGACAUACAGAACACGAGAAGUGAAAGAGAGAAGAGACAGAAAGAGAAAAGAUGACGAUUGGCAAGAACUCCAGGAAAAGCUCCAUGCGAAGCUCCAUUCGGGCACCAAAGUUUCUGGACAAAUCCAGUGGCUUCUACGGUCGCCUUGAUGAGCCCGAGGUCGCCGGAGAAGGGGAGGAAAGGUGGAACGGGAUGGAGGACAACAAGAGAGAAGGGGGAGUUGUGAGCAGCCAGAGUCCAAGUGUGAUGCACGGUUCUGGGGCAGAAGAGACGGAGAAAUCUGAGGCAUUUGACCUCAGUGAAGGGAUGAUGGAGGACGACGGAGAAACACUCCUCCGGAGGAAACCCAGCCGCCUCAGCAGCAGGUGGAGAAGAAGCUCCAGGAGGAAGCAAAAGGAGGCGAGAGCUGAGAAAGACGCAGGCCUGGGUGAGAGGCCCACUCUGGGCACAGAAAGUCCAGCUGACCUACAGGAUGACAUCAGGGUGAUGAUUGAGGUAGAGAUGGAGAAAGUGGAGGAAAAGAAUGAGAAGGCUGGAGGUGUGAAGGAGCUCCUACCCGUUCACUUUGCGGUUCGGGAGGAUGCGGACGACCAGGUCCUGAUCAGAGAUAAGAAGAGGGGGAGAGAAGAGGAGGGAGAGGAGGAGAGGAGAAUGGAGAAGGAGCAAGAAGAAGGGAUGAAGAUGGUGAAGAGGAACGCGGUGAAGAAUUACCGCAAGGCCUUGGACCGAGCCUUUCGUCGCGGCUGGGAGACCUUCAUUGCCAACCUCUACAGCGUCACCAUCACACCUGUGACAUCAUCCUCCCAGUCAUCUUCUUCACCUUCUUCAAAGAAGAAAGUGCAACACAGCUCUGUUUUAGCUGAGUUUCAGUAGAGCUGGAGAUCAACAUGGACAAUAAAAUAAACCAUUUCUAAUAUGUAUAUAUAUGUCUGUAUACUGAACUGCAACGGACAAUCCUGUCUGUAAGACUUUAACAAUCCCAUGGUGUGUUUGAGCAUGCAUAAGACAUUAAUUAUUUAUAUAAGUUAGUCUUAAUUACUCAUUGUAAAUUUUAUUGUCUUGUCUCAUGGUGUGCAUUAGUUUGUACACAAACUGCAGGUAUUUAAUUGUACUUUAUGAGAUGACAGAAGCAAGCUGUUGUUUGUACAUUGAAGUCUAUGAUACUGGCCUGAAUGGAAAAGUCCAGUUUUCAUGUGACUGAGUUCAGCUGCAUGUGCUUCCCUUCUAUGAUAAAUUUCAGAAUUGAGCAGCUCUCUUUAUAAUCACAUCUGGUCCACUAUUAAGAGCUUGGAGCACAUAUUUUUGCUUCCUUUGGCACUAUGAAACUACUACAGUCUUGAUGUGUAACCAAAGGGAAUGGAAAUUUUCAACCAUAUAGCAAUGACUGACCAGUGGACUGUGGUUAUAUAUUAAUCAGUGCCAUUUAUUGCUGUCUGGCAGCUAAUCAGUAAUCAGGAGAAACUUGUCUCUGUGAUGCACAUUACCACACACAGGGUGUAUGUUAAUAUUUGUGGAGAAUCUGCAGUUUUAGCCAAUGUUAACCCAUUUAAACAGUGUUUUUCCACCUGUGUGCGCACAGAUAGUACAGCUUGCCAGUGUUUGACUUCCUCAUAAGAUAAAGUUCAUCUCUCUCUGUGCGUUCUGGUGAAGGUUAUUUAACCUGAGGGGACAGGACAGGGGAGUGCAUGUCUGUGUGUAUUCGAAAGACAGAAAGAGAAUUUUUUUUAUAGCCUGGUUAUACUGUCAAUCAGCAGUAAAUUCAGUGAUACAGUGAUGCAGUACCCACUAUAUGUCGCAUUACUUUUUUUAGUGAUGUAAAACAUCUGUCAUUGGCACUGUCAAAUAGUAUUUAAGACCUAGCUGUAACUUCAGUAUCAACAUCUGGACACAGGAAGACAUGAUGUUUGUGAAUGAGAUUUUAAAUGACUGACCAUAGUUAAAAUGAAAAAGGAAAUGUUUACAACAGGCCUGCUGUAAUUUCCUUUUAUUUUAGCUUUUAUAUUACCUCAAGUGUACACUUGCAGACCGGACUGAAUGGGGGGGAAUUAUUAAUUUUUAUAAAAAAUCUUUUGUAUCCUAAUCAAAGCUUUUGACGUCCUGAACCAUAAAAAAGAAGCACUUUAAAUAAAGGCUUAAUUUAUUGUA
Messenger RNA from Scatophagus argus, 2318 nucleotides. RefSeq lists its product as uncharacterized. The record is from RefSeq and is a predicted model, not a curated record. Lineage: Eukaryota; Metazoa; Chordata; Actinopteri; Scatophagidae. The transcript is spliced from 3 exons. The coding region runs from base 225 to 1046 and encodes 273 amino acids.